Molecule: messenger RNA, 6114 nt
Organism: Linum trigynum
Lineage: Eukaryota; Viridiplantae; Streptophyta; Magnoliopsida; Malpighiales; Linaceae
Source: the annotation of a GenBank genome assembly
UCCUCACUUCUCACAAACACCAAAAUACAUGCCAACAAACUUCUCCAUCAUGAGCGAUCACCUUUCCCGACCUUUUCGUAUUGAUGGUCUGGUUUAUACCUUUAUUGGGUAUAUGUUCCAUGAGCCUGUGGUUAUAAACAGUCAUCGCCACCUCCAGCACUUUAACAACAGAAGGCUCCAUCACAUCACUCAACUCGACCCAUACUAGUUCAACCUCUACAAAUAUGACAUCAUUUUCCUUAUCAAAGAAUUAGAAUGGGAUUUCCUUCUUCGUCAACCCCUCCAUCCUGCCUGUCCUGGUCCGGUGAAAUACUUCUACUCUAACCUUCGUUGUCAGGGUGUGAGUACUCGAAGCUUCACCACUGUUGUCUACGGUCAUCUUCUGACCAUUCCCGUGAAAGCUCCAAACGGGAUACUUGGAUUUACAUCUCAAGUACUUGACAUCACUCAUCCAUCCGAGUUUUGGAAGCAAGAGUUCAAGAUCAACACUGAGUACGAAAAAUUUUCAACAUAACCAACUGGAGGAUCUGAUUUACCUAUUCCAACAAGCUGGUUACCUCCUCGCUUAAGGAUUUUCAUCACUUCCUUACUCAUGUUUUCUUUCCUCGAUCCUUUAAUCUUGAUCGAGUUCUCCCCAUGGACCUCUGGAUAAUCUCCAGUGCCACUGUUAGGCGUAAGCUUGACUACUCCUGCCUCCUGUUUUCACACAUGCUCCAUGCAGGAGAUGAAAACUACCAGGGCCUUCUCCCUUUUGGUUCAAUCAUAACUCGACUGCUCAUCAAUUUGGGAGUAGACCUGUCAGAGUUUUGGAGUGUGUCAUCAACAAUGUAUAUAAGCGCACUAAAUGUGCUUAUGGUCCUUGAUCUCCCCGCUGAUAUUCCUCCUCCUCCUCCCCCUCUCCCUUCUGCCUCCAUUCUUGGCCUCGUCCUAAGCCUUCAUCUUCCAAGAAGGCCAAGUCUGCUGGAGAGCCAAGCUACACUGGUGGUCUGGUAUUUAAUGUGUCCGAAGGCAACUCCUCGUUUGAAGAUUCAGCUGCUUUUGCUCCUGCCUCUGCUUCCUAGCUGUCCCUUUUCUCUAAGGGAAUGAUCUCUGCUUGUUCAUUUUAUAAAAUGCUCAAGUAAUUUUGUAAUGUUGUCCUAUAGAUUAGGAGUAGCAUAAGUUUAGGGGGAAUACAUCCCUAUUAUGUUUACAGUUCCCUAUGUUUUGGACUGGUUUGUUUUGCUUUGCUAUCCUAUAGAAUAGGAGUAGCAUAUGUUUAGGGGGAACCUUCUUAAGUUCAUUGUCCUCACUUACUUUGUAACCCUAUAUUUUAAGUUAAUGCAAUUUCCUUUUAUUCGAGUGUUGUGGUCUGCUGUUUGUGUUUGUUCUUGUUUCAGAAUUCUCAGACUUGUUGAACGAAGGGGGAAAUUGUUGGCAAAAACGGCACAACUUCUUCUCAAAACGGCUACGCAUUCUCUACCACAUUAUACGACGGUGUUUCGUUCUUCCAAGUCUCCAAGAAACAAACAAAGCAAUCCAACUUUUCAUCUUCAUCGGGAAAAGCUUCUGCCUUAGCCUCUCUAAACUCUCUCGAUAUCUCCCUCGAGUACACUCCAUCCUCCCUCGAGAUCACUACAGAGUGGCCACCGCCUCUACAAGAGCUUCUGGAAAAGAGUCAUCAUGAGAUCUUGGAGACUCUACCAAACGCUCAUCUUCCUCGACUGUCUAUAAAUUAGGUAUCUGUUCUCCAUUGUAGAACUUGGCGAUUUGCAGUGAGUGAACAAUAGAGAGCUUUCCUUCUGCACUGGGUCCUUUGAUUGCUUCAGUAGCUCUUUCAUAGUGUUUGUAUAACUGGGUGAUUUGAGCUUGGGAAGUAGUCAGUCCAUUACUGAGUGUUUAAAGGGCCAAUUUGAUUGGCUCGACUAGGGUUCUUGUUUGAAAUAUCUUAUUUCAAUUAUCAUCAAUAAAAGGUUAUUUCUUUAUAAAUUACUAGCUCCAGAAAAUCAGUUGUAGAGUGAGAGUUUAAGUUUUCCAAAAAUUGAGACCUUCCCAUUCUGAUUUAACAAGACUUUGUUGAAUUGAAAUUGAAACCUCGGUUUUGCGCAAGUUUGCAAACUCAUUGUGUUUGGUGGAUUCCAAACUUGGUGAGCUUGUGUAUCGAUUGAAUAUUCCCUUCAAUCGUGGUCGAUCAACUUCCCUUUUAUACCAUACGAGCUUUCCCUAGGUGUGGAAUUGUCUGUUGGUUCCGUUUUAUCCAAUUUCGUAUUAAGAACGCAUUGUUCUUGAUACGAGUUCAAUCAAAUAUUCGGAUUGAUUGGCUGUUGCGUUACUUUGAUCAAAAGCACACUCCCUAGUGCUUUAUCAAGUGGUAUCAGAGUCUGGUUCAAAACCAGAGGCGGAGGAGUUAGUCGAAGAAGAAUUUCGUGCUAGAAGUUUGAUUAAAAAGAGGGAAGUCGAGCCCUAUUAUUUGCAGUUGUUGUUGUUGUUUCUGUUUUGAGUUUGUAAUUCAAUGACGAUAGUAGGAGAUUGGCUAUACGAGAGUUAGCCAGUUUACUGCUUUGUACUGGAAUCUAAUUCCAGUAGUGAAUUUCUGUUCUUACUGCUUCAGCUUUCUAUCCCGGUGAAGACUAGUCGUCUGCCAGGUAGUUAGACUGAGAGGGCUUGGUCAGCUUAAGAGAUUCCAAGCUACUGCCGGAUCUUCCGCAGUUUAAUCAACAGUAAAUCAACCCAGGGUAAAUUGCAAUUGAAACCUAACUAAAGAGCUAGGGGGAUUCAUUCCCGAGUGACUCUUUCCUGCUUAAGAAAACCGACUAAUUUCCUGCUUUAUUUCUGCUUUUAGUUUAAACAACAAUCACUUACUCUAGUUGGCUAGAUAACAGAGAAUCACUGAGUAAGCAGUAGAUCUAGAGCCCGGGUUGAUAAUAUAACUUGCCUGUUACUGCAUUCCCGGUCUGCGAUUACACUUGGUCGCAGAUUGGUGUUGUGUUUUGGCGUGUCAAGUUUUUGGCGCCGUUGCCGGGGACCCUCUAGGUUAUUGGGGAAACGUGAGAAUUUGUUACUCUAGCUUUUUAUUUACUGCAUUUUAUCUCUUCCACCUGUGUGCCUUCACGGGUUGUUUCUGCUGAUUGUGUGCAGGUAGUGCAUGACCCGUAGCCAGUCGGGAGAUCUACUACCACUAGACCAGGAGCUUGAACGAACCUGCAGAAACUUCAAGCGGGCUCUAAAGGCGCGACUGGCUGCGGAGGAGGCGCUAUCACAGCUGCAGUUAGAGGAGGAAGAAGAAGAGAUGGCUGAACCAGGGAACCAUGAUAUGAUCCCUGAGGAGCAAACCAUGGGAUCCUACUGGACCGCCAGAGCUGCGGACAUGAGGUCACCCAUUCAACAUCCUCAUGUCCCAGCCAACAAUUUUGAGGUGAGCACCUCAGUAAUCACCAUGCUGCGCGGUUCAGUGGUGUUCCGUGGUAAGGAGGGGGAGUGCCCCCGAUCACAUCUCCGGCGAUUCCACGAGCUCAUUGAUGGAAUCAAGAUCAAUGGGGUACCCGCAGAUGCCAUCCAGCUGAGGUACUUCCCAUUCACUCUGGAGGGGCAGGCCAAGGAGUGGCUAGACACUCGACCUCCAGGCUCCAUCACCACGUUCGCCAACCUGGCGGACAAGUUCCUCACCCGCUACCAUCCUCCGUCCAAGACGGCGGACUUGCAGAAGCAGAUCACCCACUUCACCCAGGAUGAAGAUGAGACCAUCCGGGAUGCUUGGGAGAGAUACAACAGUCUCUUCCUAAGAUGUCCCAAUCAUGGUUUCAACGAUGCUUUCAAGGUGGGAACCUUCUAUCAUGCCCUCUUCCCGGAGGACAAGCAGCUGAUUGAUUCUGUCUGUGGCGAGAACAUGCUGACCAAAACACCGCCACAGCUGAAUCAACUCUUUGAGGAGAUGGCGGAGAACGGAUACGAUUGGGGCACUGCCAGGAGAUCGAGACGAGCACCGGGACGGGGUGUGCAUGCUGUAGGCAUCCAGUCAUCUGAUUUGGUGCAGGUGGUAUCGAAGCUGGUGUCAGCUAUCGACCGUUCUGGUUUGAUUGCAGGUACAGGCCAGCCGCAGGCGAUGCUCUGCCAGUGGUGCGAGAGCACCCAUCACAUUGUGGAAGACUGCCAAGCGAUGAAGGAAUCGACAACACCCCAGGAGCAGGUGAACUUCAUCAACAAUGUUAGGCGCAACGACCCCUACAGUAACACCUACAAUGAGGGGUGGCGCCAGCAUCCUAACUUCUCCUGGGGUGGGGCAAAUUCCAGACCACCAGUUCCCCAGGGACCACCGGGCUUCCAGAGGCCACCAUAUCAGCCCAGACAGGGGCAAUUCCAGCAGCCACAGCAGUCUCUCUACCAGCCCAUGCAGGGGCAUGCUGCUCCAUCACAGCCGCGACCUUUCCAGCAGCCAGGUGCAGCCCCUGCCGCCCCAGUGCAGAAUGAUCAGAUGGCUGAACUGCGGGAAUUGGUGGGUUCUCUCGCCAGUUCUAGUGCUCAAAAAUUUAACACCAUCGAGCAGUUCAUGGAAAAGGCAUCGGGUAAAUUCCUGGCUCUUGAAGCUGGCCAGAGGAACACACAGGCUGUCUUGCAGGAUAUCCAGACCCAGCUGGGGAGUGUGGCUCAAGCAGUGGCACAAAGGGCUCCUGGUACUUUGCCCGGUCAGACCAUUCCUCACCCUCAGAACCCGAAUGAGCACUGCAAUGCCAUCAUGACCAGGAGUGGCAAGAUGACUGUUGAUCCACCUGCUCGGGCGCAAGAGAGAGAGGCCCCUGCCUCGGCAUCUCCAGCAGCUGAAGAAGAAGUAGAGAAGGAGGUUGAGGUGCCUGCACCUAAACCGCAACCAGUAGUGAAGGAGUAUAUCCCUAAACUCCCCUUCCCUACUCGGUUGCACAAAGACAGGCUGGAGGCAGAGUUCGAGAACUUCAUGGCCAUGCUUAGGAAGCUGAAUGUUCAAGUGCCUUUCCUGGAGGCACUAUCUCAAAUGCCUAAGUAUGCGAAGUUCCUGAAGGAGCUUCUUUCAAAGAAGCAGAAGCUGAGCGAGCUGGCCACUAUGGAGCUCAGCGAGGAGUGCUCGGCCAUUCUGCAGAACAAGCUUCCGCAGAAGCAGAAGGACCCAGGUAGUUUUACUAUCCCGUGCUCUAUAGAGAAUUUGCAUGUAGAGAGGUCCUUGGCGGAUCUAGGUGCUAGUAUAAAUGUUAUGCCAUAUAAGCUGUUUAAGAAACUAGGCCUAGGUGAACCCCGUGCUACUACGAUGAGUCUUCAAUUAGCUGACCGAUCUGUAGUGCAUCCUAGGGGCAUAGUGGAAGACCUUCUGGUUAAGGUUGGCAAAUUCAAUUAUCCCGUUGAUUUUGUGAUUUUGGACAUAAAUGAGGAUGUGAAUGUGCCAUUGAUACUAGGAAGGCCUUUCCUGGCCACCGCGAAGGCCCUCAUAGAUGUGCAUGAUGGGACCUUAGUUCUGAGAGAUGGUGAGGAGCGAAUAACAUUUUCAAUUUCUAAUACACAUCCUGCUUCCUCGCCUUUGCAUGCUGUAUCUCACCAGGAGCACGAGUCUGUCGUGUAUCCUCCUGUGCUGCCUAUUUUGCAGGAUCCGCCUCCCAUACCUUCGCCGCCACUCCCGUCCAAUCCGUCAUCGAAGGAACAAAUCAGGGAGGAGUGGCGGCCGAAACAGCAGGCAGCUAAGCCUGCUCGGAAGAAGGCCGGAGACCACUAUGAGCUGGUCCCGCCCCCACCUUGGCCAUCCGAGUAUUCACUCGCUUGCAUCCUGCCGGAUGGCCAAGUUGAAUUGGCAAAUGCUGGUGGCCACAUUCGGCGGGUACAUGGCCACCAGUUGAAGUUGUACCUCAAGAGCGAGGUGGAUCCGCUCUUGAAGGCACCUGCUCCUUCACCUCACUGAGCAUCCACUGACUGGCGUCCAGCUAAAAGACGGUAAAGAAGCGCUUGUGGGGAGGCAACCCCACCGAGGUUUGCAUUUUCUUACCUUUUUCUUUUUGAUUUUUUAUGUUUUUUGAGUCUUGAGAUGUUGUUCCAGAGUCGAAUGUCGUUUUGGAGUGAAAACAGGUUGAUUUUGGGGGUCCAGCAGCUCACACGGCCAAGAAUUAAACUCACACGGCCGUG